AAUUAUUACUCUAAGUUCGACUAAUACAUUUUUUUAUUAAAAAACAACAACUGAUUAACAACAGUCCUAGUUAAUUUCUUGUGAAAGAAAGAUUAAAGGGAUCUAAAGAUCAUCAUCAAUUCAUCAAGAGACCAAGAAAGAAAUACAAGGUUGAUCGUACAAAGAAAUCGAAAAAAUGGCGAGGACGACGCGAGAAAGAGUGAAAUCGUUCAUAAACAAUAGAUGGCUAGUGUUUGUUGCGGCCAUGUGGAUUCAGUCUUGCGCUGGCAUCGGUUACUUGUUCGGCAGCAUCUCUCCUGUCAUCAAGAGCUCCCUCAACUACAACCAGAAACAGCUCUCCAGGCUCGGUGUCGCCAAAGAUCUCGGCGAUAGUGUCGGCUUCCUCGCUGGUACUCUCUCCGAGAUCUUGCCUCUCUGGGCCGCUCUUCUCGUCGGCUCUGUCCAGAACCUUGUCGGCUAUGGCUGGGUUUGGCUUAUCGUCACCGGUCGUGCUCCCAUUCUUCCUUUAUGGGCUGUGAGUUGUUUCCUUUCUUUUUCUCCAGCUUUCUGUUUCUAUUUUGGACUAAAGUUUGCUUUUUUCUCUUCCUUCUUUUAAUGAUGUCUGUUUGGAGAAUCGAAUCUCCCAAAGUUUGCGUUUUUAAGGUUGUUGUUUGGUGGUUCCUAUGAAAUGGCUGUCAAAUCUGUGUGAGAGAGAGUGAUCCUUCUGUAGCUUGGAAAUUGAAUUCCUUCACUGUUUCUAUAAGAAAACCAGUUGACUAUUAAUCUUUCUGGUCAAGAUUGUGAAAGUGCAAUUGGAAUAUCUCCUGGGAUCCUUUUUGGUCUUUGCUCGACGUUCCUUUUACAAGCAAUUCAUCAACUUAAUCUGAAUCUCUUUGUCAUCUUUCAGAUGUGUAUCCUCAUUUUUGUUGGGAACAACGGGGAGACCUACUUCAACACCGCUGCAUUAGUUUCUGGUGUUCAGAACUUUCCCAAGAGCCGUGGUCCUGUCGUCGGUAUCCUCAAGGGGUUUGCUGGCCUCGGCGGUGCCAUCCUCUCCCAGGUAUACACAAUGAUCCACUCCUCUGACCGUGCAUCCCUCAUCUUCAUGGUUGCUGUUGCCCCUUCAGUUGUUGUUGUUCCUCUCAUGUUCUUCAUCAGACCCGUCGGUGGUCACAGACAGAUCCGUUCUUCUGAUGCCACCAGCUUCACCGUCAUCUAUGCCGUCUGCAUUCUACUUGCUGCCUAUCUCAUGGCAGUGAUGCUUGUUGAAGAUUUCAUUGAUCUUAGCCAUUCAAUCAUCAUUGCUUUCACCGUUGUCUUGUUUGCCAUUCUUCUUGUACCCAUCUUCAUACCAAUCGCAACGAGUUGCUUCACAGCAUCAACCGACCCCUGUGACACGCUCGAAGAACCUCUCCUUGGCGAUCAGCAAGGUCAGGAUCCGGGACAGUCCACCACCCCUGACCAUGGUCCUGAGCUUAUAUUUAGUGAAGUGGAAGACGAGAAACCAAAAGAAGUAGAUUUGCUUCCUGCAGUGGAGAGACAUAAGAGAAUUGCUCAGUUGCAAGCAAAGCUGAUGCAAGCAGCUGCAGAGGGUGCUGUUCGGGUCAAGAGACGGAGGGGCCCUCACAGAGGCGAGGAUUUUACUUUAACUCAAGCACUCGUUAAAGCCGAUUUCUGGCUCAUCUUCUUCUCCCUCUUGCUCGGAUCUGGUUCGGGUCUAACGGUCAUAGAUAACCUUGGGCAGAUGAGUCAGUCUCUCGGUUACGAUAACACUCACGUCUUUGUGUCCAUGAUUAGCAUUUGGAACUUCCUUGGACGCAUUGGAGGCGGUUAUUUCUCCGAACUCAUCGUCAGGGACUAUGCGUACCCAAGACCGGUUGCUAUAGCAGUGGCUCAGCUUGUAAUGUCAGUAGGACACAUCUUCUUUGCAUACGGAUGGCCUGGAGCUAUGCACAUCGGCACACUAUUGAUUGGACUUGGCUAUGGUGCUCACUGGGCCAUCGUCCCAGCCACUGCCUCUGAGCUCUUUGGUCUAAAGAAGUUUGGAGCUUUAUACAAUUUCCUGACGCUGGCCAACCCAGCGGGAUCCUUAGUCUUUUCGGGGCUGAUCGCAAGUUCCAUUUAUGACCGCGAAGCAGAGAGGCAAGCACAAGGAUCCUUGUUCAAUCCUGACGAUGUCCUGAGAUGCCGAGGUUCCAUCUGUUACUUCUUGACGUCACUCAUAAUGUCUGGAUUCUGCCUCAUUGCGGCCGCCUUGAGUAUGAUCCUUGUGCAACGUACGAAGCCGGUUUACACAAAUCUCUACGGCAAAACCCGCAACUGAUUUUAAGAUACCAUAUUACGAAAAUAUCCCACCAAGAAAAGAAGCUGGGUUCUUUGAGUUUCAUACCUAUAUAUAUGAUUGUGUUCAUCAUCUUAUUCUUUGGCUUGGUCUUCCACUUCCCCAUACAUGUGUAUUUGGUUAUGUAACGAUUUUUUGUGUCCGGUGUUGUGUAUGGAUUUUGAAUUCGCAUUUGUAAUAAUUGUAUUCACAUUAUUCAUAUUCUCCAGC
This is a messenger RNA of Arabidopsis thaliana (thale cress), 2530 nucleotides long. RefSeq names its product Major facilitator superfamily protein. The transcript is spliced from 2 exons. The coding region runs from base 887 to 2302 and encodes 471 amino acids. Lineage: Eukaryota; Viridiplantae; Streptophyta; Magnoliopsida; Brassicales; Brassicaceae. The record is from RefSeq and is marked reviewed. Gene Ontology annotation, cellular component: membrane.